GUAUAUGUGUGUGUGUGUGUGUGUGUUCCUCUCCAGUCAGUCCCCAGUCUGAAUGUGAGGAGAUGCUGUCUGUGCCAGUCCUGUGUAGCACCACGAAGAAGAACGACGUGCUUUUUGUCUGCGUGGUGGCGACUUCAGCGGGAUAUUUAACGUGUUUACCGGACAGACUCGGUGUCUUUUGUCCGUUGGGUUUGACUGUAUGAGCAGCUUGUGGAGGACUGACAGGCGGCUCUUUUUUUGUGUGUGUGAGUGUGUGUGUGUGCGUGUGUGUGUGUGAGUGGCAUGUGAUAACAGACAAGAGACUGAGGCGUGUUCAUGUUUCACGGAUGUUACCGGGAGGAAAAGAAGAGAAAAGAAGGGAAGAAGUGGCUUCUUUCUGUGGUUUUAUGUCCUCUGUGGAUGUGACUUUAUGAGCACUCGGGUUCAGCAGGACACGACGGAGAGCCGCCGCCGCCGCCGCCGCUGCUGCUGCUGCUGGCGGGUUUUAUGGGGCUCUUGCUAGCUGUUGAAUGGCACUAGUUUUUUUUCUUUUCUUGUAUGCCCUUUUGUAAAUGUGUGUCUUUUAUGAGUAUUUUUAAAAAAGCGUGCAAACAGUGAACGCCUUUUUAUUAGCGUGAAGUGAAGGCUAACGUCGCUUAAACACGCUGAAACGCACAGGGAGGAUCAGUUCAGGCGCGGCCAGGUUGUCUGUGAAUCUACACUGGCUGAAAACGGAGCAGCAGAGACAACGAUGGCGAACGACUCUAUUCAAAGCGACCCAGACGGGCUGUCGGUCCUGGAGCAGCUCGGUCUGGACCAGAACUCGGACUUCUCUGACUCCAGCGUGCAGCAGCUUCUGGACGAGCAGCGCGAAAGGAUCCGCAGAGAGAUCCGCAAGGAGCUGAAGAUCAAGGAGGGAGCUGAGAACCUGCGCAGGGCGACUACUGACAAGAGGAAUGCCCAGCAGGUGGACAGUCAGCUACGAACCUCCAACCGCAGGCUGGACAGUCUACACGUUCAGCUGCAGGAACUGGACGCUCACAUUGUGGUGAAAGGAGGUGAUGAGAAUAAAGAUGAAUGUCCUCAGUCUCCCGGGGCAGAGAGUCGAACGUCAGCCCACAAGGAACGCAUCGCUGCCCUGGAGAGACAGCUCAACAUCGAGCUCAAAGUCAAACAGGGAGUCGAAAACAUGAUCCCCAUCUACUCCAACGGAUCCACCAAGGAUAAGAAGAUGCUGCAAACAGCGCAGCAUAUGCUGCAGGACAGUAAGACCAAAAUCGACAUCAUCCGCAUGCAAAUCCGCAAGGCCGUGCAGGCCACCGAGCACAACGACGACACACAGGGUAACCACGACCUGUGUGGGGUGGAGCUGCGUAUCGAAGAGCUGAGACAUCACUACAGGGUCGAACAUGCUGUCGCUGAGGGGGCCAAAAACGUGCUGAGGCUCCUGGGGGCCAGCAAGGUCCAGGACAAGAAAGCCCUGUCUGAGGCGCAGUCACGUCUGAGCGAGGCGUCUCAGCGGUUGGACCUACUGAGGGAUUCUCUGGACCAGCGUCUGGCAGAGCUUCCGGAGGACCAUCCCAAGGCCAACGUCAUCAAAGAGGAGCUGGUCCUGGCCUCCUCCCCUGCCUUCAGCUCUCGCCAUGGCGCCCCCUACCUCCACAACCAGUACAGCACCCUCAACAAGCCCUCGCCUCUUACUGGCACCUUACAGGUGCAGCUGCUGGGCUGUGUGGGGUUGUUGGAGGUGGUCCCAGGACGCAAUAAAGGGACGGCCGUCAUGCUGCCCUGCUACAGCCCCGGAGACACCAGGUCCUUCAUGAGGGGCAGCAAGGGUCUAUACGGACGGAGCGGCUCAGUCAGCGGGAAGACACCGAGCAAGACGGAGGAGCUCUCCUCUGAAGUGAGCGCGGUGCUGAAGCUGGAUAACACAGUGGUGGGACAGACAGCUUGGAAGACUGUAGGAGAACAAGCCUGGGACCAGACCUUCACUGUGGAGCUGGAAAGGUCGAGGGAGAUGGAGAUAGCCGUUUACUGGAAGGACUACCGCUCGCUGUGUGCUCUGAAGUACCUGAAGCUGGAGGAGUUCCUGGACAACCAGAAACACAGAGUUCAGCUGGAGCUGGAGCCUCAGGGCCUGCUGCUGGCCGAGGUAACCUUCUUUAACCCCGUCAUCGAGAGAGUUCCUCGCCUCCAGAGGCAGAAGAAGGUCUUUUCUAAGCAGCAAGGCAAGGCGUUCCUUCGGGCUCGACAGAUGAAUGUGGAUAUCGGGACGUGGGUGAGGCUGCUUCGAAACGCCAUUCCUACCGUCAACAACUCAGGAACCUACAGUCCCAAUGCACACAGCCUCACACUCAACACUGGGGAGAUCUCAGUGGAGAAGUUGAGUCUGGACAGCGACUCUCCGAUAAGAGGCGAUUACAAGAGAGACAUGGAAAUACACACCCCGGUGAGACAGACAGAGAGAGAGGGAGACCAGGAAAUGGGGGAGGAUCGACUGCCGGUCAUCGAGCCCUUCUCCCCCCCAGACCUCACCCCCGAGUGCCCUGUCCGAACCCCGUCUGUUGGCAGUAAGCAGAAGAAAGGCCCUCUGUCCCUCCAGGACUUCAGGCUGAUUGCUGUGUUGGGCAGAGGACACUUUGGGAAGGUGUUGUUGUCAGAAUACAAGAAGACGGGAACGAUGUACGCCAUCAAAGCCCUGAAGAAAGGAGAUAUCAUCGCUCGGGAUGAGGUGGAAAGUCUGAUGUGCGAGAAGCGCAUCUUUGAGGCCGUGAACUUGUCGAAGCAUCCCUUCCUGAUCAACCUGUUUGCGUGCUUCCAGACACCAGAGCAUGUGUGUUUUGUUAUGGAGUACACCGCAGGAGGCGACCUGAUGAUGCACAUCCACACGGACGUCUUCACAGAGCCGCGAGCCGUGUUUUAUGCGGCCUGUGUGGUUCUUGGACUUCAGUUCCUCCAUGACAAUAAGAUUGUGUACAGAGACCUCAAGCUUGACAACCUGCUGCUAGACACAGAUGGAUAUGUGAAGAUCGCCGACUUUGGACUGUGUAAAGAAGGAAUGGGUUUUGGGGAUCGCACCAGCACGUUCUGUGGGACUCCAGAAUUUUUGGCGCCUGAGGUCUUAACCGAUACUUCCUACACCAGGGCGGUAGACUGGUGGGGGCUGGGGGUCCUCAUCUAUGAGAUGUUGGUGGGAGAGUCUCCCUUUCCAGGGGAUGAUGAGGAGGAGGUCUUUGACAGCAUUGUGAAUGAUGAAGUCCGCUACCCACGCUUCCUCUCCACAGAGGCGAUUGGUAUCAUGAGAAGGCUGUUAAGGAGGAACCCAGAGAGACGGCUGGGCUCCGGUGAGAAGGAUGCAGAGGAGGUGAAGAAGCAGCCAUUUUUCAGGAACGUGGACUGGGAGUUGUUGCUGCAGAGGAAGGUGCCCCCUCCCUUCGUGCCCUCCAUCGGCGGCAAGGAAGACGUCAGUAACUUCGACGAGGAGUUCACCACCGAAGCCCCGGCGCUCACGCCUCCACGUGAGCCCCGCGUGCUCUCCCGCAAAGACCAGGACAGCUUCCGAGACUUUGACUACGUGUCCGACCUCUGCUAGUGGGCCGUCUGCUCACAGACCUCGAGGAAUGUUUAAAUAUCGAAGGCUUUGCGACGAUUUUGUCGGAGCAGAUCGUCACGUCUGAUUGUUAAUUACACUGUGAAUGAAUGCGGACAGACCGAAGGCAGGCGGUCUGUGUUUUGUGUGUCUGCGGGGGUUUUAAAGAUGUUGACUGAGAAAAUAAAAGAGGGGGACAGAUAGAGGAUGGGGUAAAAUGCUCGAAGGACAAAUACGCGGCGGUCGAUGCGUCCCCUCUCCGAUCACUUUGCAACACACCAGUGACGUUUAGCCUUUAAAACGCCUCCUCCCAUCCUCCUCCUACGUGUCAGUGUGGUCACCUGUGCAGCUGCGAGAGGAGGAUCUCGCCGUCUCUUCGUACUGUUGACUGUUCGGGGGUUUGCUCGACGCCUCUCAUACCGAUGCCUUACAUUUCUAUUUGUAUUUGAUCCACAGAAAAAAGAAAAAAAAUUGUUUUUAUUUUGUGGCCCUCUGUAUAAAAGCAGCAGGAAGAGUGAUACGAAGUGCUGCAGAAAUACUCUCCACUGUUUUUAAAAGAGAAUUGGCUCGUCAGCUGAAUUAGCGACAUGCAGAAUGAAUCUAUACUCGAAGCUUAUGACGAUGACCCUAACAUCCAGUCACGCUGACUGGUGCAAAGUGAAAUUUGAGUCAACUACGGGGUAAAGAACCACUGUCUUACUUCACUGCAAUGGACUUUUCUUUGGACUUAUAUCAACUACCUUUUUUAAAAUGUGUGUUUAGGUUUUAAUAUCUGUGACAAAAUAUUACAACAAUUUCCAAAAGAGUCAUAUUUGAUGACAAAUGACUCUUGAAUGCAUCAUUCAAUACCAGGCACAUACAUACAAUUUGGUAUUUUACAUCAUUUUGAUUUUAAAAAAAAGAAAGUGCUAAGUUCACAAGCACAAAAUGACACCUAUCAGCACAAAAGCUAUGUGACAUGCAAGUUUUUUCUCUCUUUUUUUAAAUUAAAAAAAAAAACUCUGAACACUAAGACUUGAUGUACAUGUAACAGAUUGUCCAUUAUGGGUUUUUAAGACUCAUCCAUCCAGUUAUCUACAUGCUACCAGAGUUUUGUGGACAUGAAGUAAGUAAUUUCCCUCCGAGACGACGAUAUAUCUGGCUUUAAAACUCAUCAAACACUGGUUGUAGCAGCAAAGUGUCAGUUUUUAGAGCUUAAAAAUCAUCUGUUGUGGUCAAUACAAGGUUUCCAUCACAGGGAUAAAAUCAUCUUUAUCUCAGUUGAAACCAAUCGAUAUCUUUAGUGCUUUUUGGAAACAUUUGUGUGGCUCCCGCAGCCUCAUUAGCCACUUUUUCCACAGUACGACCAAUUAGAGCUCGCGGCUUUAGAUCCUAGCUAAAAAAAAAAAAAAAAGUUCUCUUGGCAAUACGUGUCUAAAUGAACAACAAUAUCAUAGAGACUCAUAAAUGUUGGAAGAUAUGAGCCAGUGGUAUAAGCCUUGUUUUGGCCCUGUAGUGGAGGCCAGUCUUGUGUAAAACUUUACCAUUUCUGAGAACAGUUAGAGGUUUGUUGUGAAGCUGUAUGUAUGACAGUGUGUAUUUUACUUAUCUUGUGUACGACAUUACAAAACCAUGUGAGAGUAUGAGAUGACUUAUUUUAUAAAGAAAACCUGGAGUGAA
Thunnus maccoyii (southern bluefin tuna) is the source of this 5227-nucleotide messenger RNA. It is a transcript of the gene pkn1a, whose product is annotated as protein kinase N1a. NCBI's taxonomy places the organism in Eukaryota, Metazoa, Chordata, Actinopteri, Scombriformes, Scombridae. Gene Ontology annotation, molecular function: ATP binding; small GTPase binding; protein serine/threonine kinase activity. The transcript has 24 exons. The coding region runs from base 731 to 3571 and encodes 946 amino acids. The record is from RefSeq and is a predicted model, not a curated record. Gene Ontology annotation, biological process: signal transduction; protein phosphorylation.